Molecule: messenger RNA, 1140 nt
Organism: Monoraphidium neglectum
Lineage: Eukaryota; Viridiplantae; Chlorophyta; Chlorophyceae; Sphaeropleales; Selenastraceae
Product: U2 small nuclear ribonucleoprotein A'
Exons: 8
Coding region: 1-1140 (379 amino acids)
Biological process (GO): mRNA splicing, via spliceosome
Molecular function (GO): U2 snRNA binding
Source: RefSeq, a predicted model, not a curated record
AUGGACGGCCGUGGCGCGGGGAGUGCCCUCGGGCCCCGACUGCUGGGCCGCCUCACUGCGGAGCUGAUCGGCCGCAGCCCGCAGUACAUGAGCUGCAUCUCAUAUUAUGAGAUCGAUCUGCGGGGCAACAAAAUAGGCGCGAUAGAGAACCUUGGGGCUACCGAGAACCAGUUUGACUCGAUCGACCUGUCAGACAACGCCAUCGUACGCCUGGAGGGCUUCUCGCGUCUGCCGCGCCUGAAGGUGCUGUAUCUCAACAACAACCGCGUCGCCAAGAUUGCGCGCAACCUGCAGGAGUCAAUAGCAAACCUGGAGACCCUGAUAUUGACCAACAACCGCAUCGCCGAGCUGAAGCGGCGGCGGCGGCGGCGCGAUGACAGCAGGCGUGGGGCAGUAGGAAUGAGCAGCUGCGGCGGCAGCAGCAGCAGCAGCAGCAGGCAGCAGCGGCAGCGGCGGCAGCAGCGGCGGCAGCAGCGGCAGCAGCGGCAGCAACAAAUGCAGCACAUGCAGCAAAAGCAGCAGAAACAGCAGACGCAGCAAAAGCAUCAAAGCAGCAGCGGCAGCAGCGGCAGCAGCGGCAGCAGCGGCAGCAGCGGCAGCGGCGGCAGCGGCGGCAGCGGCGGCAGCAGCGGCAGCAGCAAUGGCAGGAGCUCAGGCGCUGGCCAAAAGAAGCUCCUGGUGGGCAACCCUGUCGCCUUGAAGGGCCAAUACAGGCUGUACACCAUCGCGCGGCUGCCCAAGCUCAAAGUGCUCGAUUUUAAGAAGGUCAAGCAAAAGGAGCGGGAAGCCGCGGCGAAGCUGGCGGCGGACGGGCUAGGGGCGGUGGCGAGCGCCUCGAAAACGUUUGAGCCUGGGGAGGGCCUGGAGGCGACCAAUGGCAGCGCAACCGCAGAGGAGGCAGCGGCGGCGGCGGAGGCGCCCCGCGCGUCCGCGGCGCCGACGGCUGAGCAGCUUACGGCGAUCAAGGCGGCGAUCGCAAACGCGCAGACACUGGAGGAGGCGGAGAGGCUGGAGGCGGCGCUCAGGGAGGGGAAGCUUCCCUCUGAGCUGGCGGCGGCGGGCGGCGGCGGCGGUGGUGGGCAGCAGCAAGAGCAGGAGCAGGGGCAGCAGCAGAAUGGGGAGGCGAUGGAGGAAGGCUGA